AUGACAGCAACCAAGCAAGUCGCCCUCGUCAUCGGAGCAUCGCGCGGCAUAGGGAGACAGGUUUCCAUCGAUCUGGCUCGCAAGGGAUAUGUCGUUGUCGUAGCGGCAAAGACAACGUCUGAUGCCAGCAAGACCGUCCCAUCCCCACCAGACCCCAACUCACCCCAAUCGACCAUCAACACUGUCGAGCGUGAGAUCAGGGAAGCUGGUGGUGAAGCCACCGCGAUCGCCGUGGAUACACGGGAUGUUGAGCAAAUCAACCACUUAGUAAAUGAAACUGUCCGUAUCUACGGCAAGCUUGACAUUCUGGUCUACAACUCCGGCGCGAUAUGGUGGUCGUCUGUGGAGAAUACGCCCAUGAAACGGUUCCAGCUGAUGCAGAAAAUCAACCCAGAGGGUCUCUAUGCUAGCGUGCAAGCGGCACUUCCACAUUUUGGAAAGAAUGGCUGGAAAGGUCGGAUUAUUGUUGUUUCACCCCCGAUUUAUUCUAGAUUCUUUCGUGGAAAGACUGCUUACGCGAUGGGCAAAGUUGGAAUGAGUGUCUUGACGAAAGGAUUGGCAAUGGAUUUCAUUCGCCAAGGUCGAAAGGACAUGGCAAUUACCAGUAUCUGGCCAGCAGCAUCCAUCGAGUCUGCAGCUACAGAGGGCAUGGUGAAAAAGGAGCCUUCAACUGGAAAAGACUUGCGAAAACCAACUAUUUUCUCAGACGCAAUUCUGGCAAUGAUCAGUGCCUCUGCAGAAUCAGUAAAUGGUCUUUUGGACCUUGAUGAGGAUUUCCUAAGAAAUCGUUGUGGAGUCACGGAUUUCUCAAAGUAUUCUGUUGUGCCAGGUGCAACCCCUCGCCGAAUCAUGCCUGCUCAGUUUCCGACAUUGGAAGUGGAAGAGCAGAAUGACGAAGGUCAAAGGAUGGACAGUACCAAAAUUAGACGCGCCAAGUCGAAUUUGUAA
Molecule: messenger RNA, 948 nt
Organism: Talaromyces rugulosus
Lineage: Eukaryota; Fungi; Ascomycota; Eurotiomycetes; Eurotiales; Trichocomaceae
Exons: 5
Coding region: 1-948 (315 amino acids)
Molecular function (GO): oxidoreductase activity
Source: RefSeq, a predicted model, not a curated record